UGAAGCCCACAGUACAUGUCGAGGUCCAGCCCAGCCCAGCACACAGGACGCACCAAUCCAAAACCAUUUCCCCUUUCGCCUGGUUCCUGCCUUCCCCACGCCGCACCGCCGCCUCCGCCGCACCGACGCCGUCCCGCUCGUUCUCCUCCGCCGGAACCCACCGACGCACGCCUCGAAGCGGAGCAAAUCUCUGCCCGUCUCUCUACAGGAUCUGGACUCGGCUCCUGCUACUCCUCCUCCCUCUGUCGCAGGGCCGAGUUGCCGGAGCAGAUGGUGGGAUUUGGUAGCCUCGCGCCCAAGACCAAGAACCUGGUGGUGGGCGGCGGGCUGACAGGGUUCGUCUUUGGGGUGUACUACUACACCAUGAGAGCGGUUGGCAGCACUGAUGAGCUGCAGGUCGCCAUCGACAAGUUUGAAGACCUGAAGAAGGACGCCGCGGCCACCCCCACCGCAAACCCCUCCACCCCAGGCUCAUCGUAGGAAAAAACAUGCUCUUAAACUUUUGUUUACCUGUACCGAGCUUCUAAACUAGUUACCUCACAAUUUGUAUGAUGAUAAUGGGUCAUGUUAGAUAGAGCUUUUUAUGGCAUGGGCGAAGUCCAGAAUUAGUAAUGCUUUUGUGUUGGUUA
Aegilops tauschii subsp. strangulata is the source of this 629-nucleotide messenger RNA. RefSeq lists its product as uncharacterized. The record is from RefSeq and is a predicted model, not a curated record. NCBI's taxonomy places the organism in Eukaryota, Viridiplantae, Streptophyta, Magnoliopsida, Poales, Poaceae.